Coregonus clupeaformis (lake whitefish) is the source of this 915-nucleotide messenger RNA. RefSeq names its product E3 ubiquitin-protein ligase RAD18-like. NCBI's taxonomy places the organism in Eukaryota, Metazoa, Chordata, Actinopteri, Salmoniformes, Salmonidae. The transcript is spliced from 7 exons. The coding region runs from base 1 to 915 and encodes 304 amino acids. Gene Ontology annotation, molecular function: ubiquitin protein ligase activity; single-stranded DNA binding. Gene Ontology annotation, cellular component: nucleus; Rad6-Rad18 complex. The record is from RefSeq and is a predicted model, not a curated record. Gene Ontology annotation, biological process: DNA damage tolerance; protein monoubiquitination.
AUGCAGAAUGUUGAUACCCUACUACGAUGUCCAAUUUGUUUCGAGUUUCUGAGUAUCGCAGUGAUGAGGAAAUGCUCUCACAACUUCUGCUCUUUGUGCAUAAGAAAAUGUAUAUCCUACAAGUUGCAAUGUCCAGUGUGUCAUUCAGUAAGCAUGUAUUUUUCUCUAUUUUUGCCUACAACAGAACAGGACCUAAGAAACAACCGGAUACUGGAUGACCUGGUCACAAACUUUCAAACUGCAAGGCAGCAGUUGUCAAAAGCUAAUUUUGACUCGCCUCCAAUAUCUCUGAAGACCCCAGCCUCUGCUGUCAAGUGUAAAACAUCCAGACAGACCAGGGGCCCCAAGAAGGAGGGCUCCAUCCUCAGUCACUUUUUCCAGAAGGGGCCAACCACUUCCACAACAUCUCUCACUACAGAGGCCCUGCCAGCUCGUCAUACACACACUGUGAAAGUAGACCCUGGUCAUCAGGUCUCUGUGAACGAGGAGCCCAUGGAGGAGGAGAUACCGGCCCAGGUGCUGGUGUCUGUGAAGAUGGACAUCUCCAUGACAGGGCUGGCGUCUCUGGCUGACUCGCCGUCCACAUCACAGGACAUGAAGCCUGUAGUUAAAGUGGUGUGUCCUGUGUGUUCUGUGGGCAUCUCUGAACAGUUCAUCAACAAGCACCUGGACACCUGUCUGACCCGAGGGGAGAAGAAGGAGAGCCUUAGGAGCUCCCUAGGUGCUAAGAGGAGGCCGAUGGGAAAGCUGGUGUACACGCUGCUGUCCAUGCAGGAGCUGAAGAGGAGGCUGAUGGAGUGCCACCUCUCUGUCCAGGGUAACAGAGACCAGCUGGUCAGGAGGCACCAGGACUUUGUACACUUCUACAAUGCCCAGUGUGACACCCUGGAACCGAAAUCAGUGCGCAACGCAUAA